Leguminivora glycinivorella is the source of this 1565-nucleotide messenger RNA. RefSeq names its product guanylate kinase. The coding region runs from base 171 to 776 and encodes 201 amino acids. The transcript is spliced from 5 exons. Gene Ontology annotation, molecular function: GMP kinase activity; ATP hydrolysis activity. The record is from RefSeq and is a predicted model, not a curated record. Gene Ontology annotation, cellular component: cytosol. Lineage: Eukaryota; Metazoa; Arthropoda; Insecta; Lepidoptera; Tortricidae. Gene Ontology annotation, biological process: purine nucleotide metabolic process.
GUCAUAUAAACGUCAAUCGGCUCAAGAGGCUAAGCUUGUAACCAAUAUCGAUAAUAAUCUGCAAUUGUUUACAGUUUUAUUCAGUUAUUCAUUCAGUAAGCAAAAAUCAAUUAAGGAAGGCAGAAGACUUACCGGAUACCACCACGAAUUUUAUCAAAUUUUUUGCAACAAUGGUGCAGAAAGGGCCUCGACCUUUGGUAUUGUGCGGUCCAUCGGGAUCUGGAAAGAGUACUCUGCUGAAGCGCCUUCUUAAAGAAUUUCCUGACAAGUUUGGGUUCAGCGUUUCUCACACGACGAGAGGCCCCCGGCCGGGUGAGAAGAAUGGAGUCCAUUACCAUUUCACUACAAAAGAUGAAAUGCUCGCUGCCAUUGAAAAAGGUGAAUUUCUAGAAACCGCUACAUUCAGUGGGAACACUUAUGGGACAAGCAAGAGAGCCGUUGAAGAUGUUCGCCGCACCGGAAAGAUCUGUGUCCUCGAUAUCGAGAUAGAAGGUGUGAAACAAGUGAAGAAAUCAGACCUCGACCCUCUGCUGGUGUUUGUGAUGCCGCCUUCAAUCGAUGAGCUGGAGAGACGCCUGCGUGCACGAAACACAGAGUCUGAUGCCGCAUUGAAGCUUAGACUCGAGACAGCUAUGAAGGAGAUUGUAUUUGGCAAGGAGCCCGGCAACUUCCACAUCAUCAUCAUGAACGACAACUUAGACAAGGCGUAUUCGGAACUGCGCGAGUUUAUUGCGCAGAAUGUGAAGGAUAACGACCAAGACCUCCGUUCGCUGUAAGAAGUAAACUGCAAGGAGUUAACCGCCGCUUAAUUAUUUAAGGAGAAUAUUAUGUAUUUAGUAUAUAUUCUUAUAAGGUUAUAUUUUUAUUUGGGCAUUGAAUUUAAAAACCAUUCCAUUAAAGAAAUACCUACUAUGCCGUGAUCAUAAUUGUGUUACCGAAUAAAUAAUUUAUAUCUUAUUAGAGCAUCGUUUGAUCGACGAUAUAAAGCGUUCUAAAGCUCGCGAUUGUUUUAUGCGAUCAACGAAAUGUAGGGAAAAUAAUAUCGCUGCGAUAAACGCAUUGACAUUUUCAUACUUUGCUUGAUCGCUCGCGUUCAACGCUGUAUUUCGGUCUUAUACAGGUGCAGAUAACUUGCUUGGUAACACUCUAGGCAUGUUUUUGAUUAGUUUUCUUUAUGUAUUAUAUGUUGUGAAGAACAUUUAUUGUUUUUAUUUUAUUGUGGAUGUACGUUUUACUCAUAAGUUGAUACAAAAUCAUCUGCAAUAUAUACUUAAAUUAGUAAUUUAUUAUUUCGAAAUUCGACCAGUGAGUAGGUAUUUUAAUAAAAAAAAAGAAAAUCUUACUACAGGGGUCGCUUCAUGAAAAAGUGUGAAACCACUGACAUAGGCCUAUUAAAAAUAUCAGUAUCUCAUUUAACCCAAAAUAUACCUUUAAUGGAAAUUGAAUUGUGUCAUCUGAUAUCUUAGUCCUAUCAAGGUAUAAUGUUGCCGUGAAUGUUGCUAACUUAGUAGGCAUUUGUCGUUGUAACGUGAAUGUUGUUACCUAAAUACAGGAUUAAAAAUCUU